Molecule: messenger RNA, 1080 nt
Organism: Oikopleura dioica
Lineage: Eukaryota; Metazoa; Chordata; Appendicularia; Copelata; Oikopleuridae
Source: the annotation of a GenBank genome assembly
AUGAUUGUUCAAAUAAUACUUUCUGUAUCUUCUCACGAUAACCCCAAGUACAAGACCUUUCUUACCUUGAGCAAGAUGAAAGAACUGCUCAUCUUGCUCGUUUCUUUCUCAGAGAAAUCUUGCUUCGGCCACAAUUUGAAUCGAAAUUUUACUAUGUCUUAUUCUACGAGCAUCAAUUUCCAGGAAUUGAAAGAGGAUAGCAACAGAACCUGUGUCCAUUUCCAUCAAAUCCUCUGGGAAGAAAACUAUUCAUCUUACGAUAGCUCCUGGUACGAUGGCGGAUUCUACCGAAUAAUCGAAGCAAAAGAAGCUUGCUCAAAACUUGGCGGAGAACUUGCUUUUUAUGAGAACGAAGAAGAGCACGAAAAAUUCAGAGAAGCUGCUUCACACUGGCCUUAUGCUUUCUGGGUCGGCUUCUUUCGCUCUGGCGAUUCCUGGAAAAACGUUAUCCUGACUGUGAGAGACAACAUAGAAGUCUGGAGAAAAAGUCUGACUUCAUUUAUGGAGCAAGAAUCAGAGCGCUACGGAAACCCUGGGUUUUGGCUGUUUCAUAGAUUCAAUGCUUUGGGUUGGACGAGUCCGAGAAUGAAAAACAUGGUCAAGAUAAUGGAGUUCAUCUUGCGAAAUCACUUUUUUCGCAACUGCUUCGUGGCAACAUUUCCAGCCGACUGGAAAGUUUUCACGUGGCAGCAGCAAAACAAACUGAUCAUGCCUUAUUGGGAGGCGAUGGAGGACAACUACGAAGCCCACAUUCGUCGCAUCAAAGAAACCGUCCCAAAAGAAAGGCUCCUCAUCUGGAAUAUCAAGGAAGGAUGGGAGCCCUUAUGCAAGUUUCUUGAUAAACCUGUGCCGAACAUCCCGAUUCCGCAUGACAACAAGACAGGAGAUAUCGAAUACAUGCAGAAAUAUUUCCAAGAAAGUGCUGUUGGAAAAGAAAUAUUUGCAUACAUGAAGUGGUAUUUUGCCAAGUUCUUGGUGAAAUCAGCGCUCAUCACUGGAGCUCUCAUCUACGAGAAGAAGACUGAUUUCAGAAUCACGAAGUCGAUCUUUUCCUUCUUGCGGACAAAAUUACAAUUAUAA